Messenger RNA from [Candida] anglica, 780 nucleotides. The record is from the annotation of a GenBank genome assembly. Lineage: Eukaryota; Fungi; Ascomycota; Pichiomycetes; Serinales; Debaryomycetaceae.
AUGGAUUUUAUGAAACCAGAAACCGUGUUGCAGCUUCCCAACAUUCGUCAAGCCUUAAUUAGAAUGGAAGACACCAUUGUCUUUGAUUUGAUUGAAAGAUCACAAUUUUAUUCUUCUCCAUCAGUAUAUGAACCAAACAAGUAUAAUAUUCCAAACUUUAAUGGUUCCUUCUUGGAUUGGUCCCUUUUACAAAUGGAAAAGACCCAUUCUCAAGUCCGUAGAUAUGAAGCUCCAGAUGAAGUUCCAUUUUUCCCCGAUGAACUUUUACCUCCAAUCUUACCCCCAGUGGAAUACCCAUCUGUAUUGGCAUCAUACACUAAAGAGAUCAAUGUGAACAAGGAAAUUUUGAACUUUUAUGUCAAUGAAAUUGUCCCACAGAUUUCUUGUAAGGCUGGCGAUCAACAGGAAAACUUGGGUUCUGUUUCUGUUUGUGAUAUUGAUACUUUACAAGCUUUAUCUAGAAGAAUUCAUUUUGGUAAAUUUGUGGCAGAAGCUAAAUAUCAAGCCGAUAAGGAAGGUUACAAGAAAUUGAUUCUUGCUAAGGAUAUCAAGGGCAUAGAAGAAUCUAUCACCAAUUCUGCUGUGGAAGAAAUGAUUUUAGAUAGAUUGGUUGAAAAGGGGAAAACUUAUGGUGUCGAUCCAUCCAUGAGAUAUUCUCAAAACCCUCAAUCUAAAGUUCAACCAGAAAUAAUUGCAAAGUUAUACAAGGACUAUGUUAUUCCAUUAACUAAGAAAGUUGAAGUGGAUUACUUAUUGAGAAGAUUAGAAGAUGAAGAGUAG